Messenger RNA from Bactrocera neohumeralis, 1217 nucleotides. RefSeq lists its product as uncharacterized. The coding region runs from base 131 to 679 and encodes 182 amino acids. NCBI's taxonomy places the organism in Eukaryota, Metazoa, Arthropoda, Insecta, Diptera, Tephritidae. The transcript has 3 exons. The record is from RefSeq and is a predicted model, not a curated record.
UGGUUGUAAAGAGCUUGUACACAGCUUUCGAACCAUUUUUCAAAUAUAAAAAUCACAAUUUGGCCUACACAGCGAGCCAUCAUACAAUUUGAAUUCUUGUGCUCCAGACACAAUACUCGGUGUUCUUCAAAUGGGUCGUCUAAGGAUUUUAACAUUAUUAUUAUGCGCAAUAUCCUACUAUGUGCUUUGCAGCUGUAAGCUCUCGGACAAAACCGACUUUCAGCUAAACGAUUACCACAAUGCCUUUCGACACUCUAUUGCCGCUCUUCGUCGCACGACCGAUGAUUUUCGAGGACCGCUGCGUGUGAAACGUUCACAGAAAUACGAGAAUUUUGUGCAGUAUCCCAGCAGAGAAGCCGAAAUUGCACCUCAUCUUGGCUUCGAUCGUAUACCUUUCAACGACUACAAUCGCAUAGUGAGCGCCCUAAAAGAGAUGCUGCGUACACGUGACGAAAAACCCGUAAUGUUGCGCCCUCGACCGGGUCGACGCUCCGCAGCUGGAGAAGUCCCGCUUUGGCAAUACUUCAUAGAUGAAGCUGGCAACUUGAAUCUCGACACUGCUGACACUGUGGCCAUCGUGGGCGACGAGGACGACGCGCUAACGGACACAACAUUGAAGAAGUCGGCACCUUUCAAGCCCCGACUGGGGAAACGAGGCGAAGUCCUAAAAUGCCAGUGAAUCGUUAGUGACGUUGCAGCACUUGCGAGCACCGAGGUGUUAGCGGAUGAGCGCUGAGUAGGCGCUGUGUUAGUUGGCAGUGCGUUGCCGGUGUGGCUCGCGUGUUGCAUAACACAUCUGUACGCACAUCUGGAUAUGUAAAUAUUUUUUGUUUGCUUUGAUUGGUGCACAUUGCGGUUCAGCGGCUGUGUGGUCCUAACGGUUUUGCUGCUUUGUCAAGGCUUUCGUUGGCGACCAACAAUAACAAAUUUCACGUAACCCACACACACACACAUACUUACCACAUACGAAUAUUAAAUGACGUACGAAAAUUACAACGAAAAUAUGAAGAAAACCAAAAAAAAAGUUGAUAGAUGCCAAUAAUAGUAAAAAGGCAAACAUUUUAGUUGAUAAUUUGGAGCAAUUUCCCAGUUUUGUGGUUAAUUAAAACUUUCACUUGAUCCUUAUUGUGAAUUUUUAACGAGACCUCUAAAAUAUGUAUGCAUGUUAACUAGAAUAUGAAUAUUUAAUAUAAUAAAUACUUCAAUACAAAAACUAA